Messenger RNA from Salpingoeca rosetta, 1510 nucleotides. Its product is annotated as lysyl-tRNA synthetase. Lineage: Eukaryota; Choanoflagellata; Craspedida; Salpingoecidae. Gene Ontology annotation, molecular function: tRNA binding; lysine-tRNA ligase activity; ATP binding. The transcript has 13 exons. Gene Ontology annotation, biological process: lysyl-tRNA aminoacylation. Gene Ontology annotation, cellular component: cytoplasm; cytosol. The record is from RefSeq and is a predicted model, not a curated record. Bases 14 to 1510 code for a protein of 498 amino acids.
UUUUUGUGGGGAGAUGUUGUGGCGAGCAGUGCGGCGGGUGGCAAGGACCACGCAGCGAACACCGGGCAUCGAUGCUUACGCCAAGACGCGGCCUUUGUACCCGUGCUUGGCAGAGAAGCUGACGCCUAUUCAGCACAUCCGCGACAAGUACAUAGCUAACACAGAACCAGGGCAGAGGUUUCGCGACGAAGAAUUCACCAUUGCAGGGAGAGUCACCUCCAAGCGGCAGAGCGGCAAGAAGAUCUGCUUCUACGAUAUUGAGGACGGCAUCAGCAACAUUCAGGUGGUGGCAUUUGGCAAGGAUCACAGAGGGGAAGACUAUGAGGAGGUGCACGCGGCAAUACGACGCGGCGAUAUCGCACGUGUGACUGGGUACCCGGGCACAAGCAAGAGCGGAGAGCUGAGCUUGUUCGCCCAAGAGGCACAGCUCUUGGCGCCAUGCUGGCACAACAUCCCUGACUCCCUCACAGAUGUGAAUCUUCAGUUGAGUGAGCGGCCCCUACACAUGCUCGUCAACCAGAACUUCAAGAAUACCCUCCUUGUUCGAUCGCAGGUGCUGCAAGCGCUGCGGUCGUUUCUCGUUUCGCGCGGUUUUGUGGAAGUGGAAACGCCCAUCCUAGGCUCCCAGCCCGGCGGGGCAAGUGCCCGCCCAUUCUGGACGAAAUCAAACGCGCUUGAUCGCGACUAUGCCCUCCGCGUGGCGCCCGAACUCUACCUCAAGAAACUGGUCGUCGGCGGGCUGCCCCGUGUGUUUGAGAUUGGCAAAGUCUUUCGCAACGAAGGCAUUGACCGGACGCACAAUCCGGAAUUCACGAGCUGCGAGCUGUACCAGGCGUAUGCGCCGUUUGAAGAGCUCUUCGACCUCACCGAACACCUCUUGCGUCAUGUCGUGCAAGCUGUCACGGGCGGCUCUCUCGUGCUAAACGUGCAUGGAACCCCUGUGGACCUCUCGGCGCCCUUCCAGCGCCUCGCCUUUGUGGACACAAUUGAGAAGGCAACCGGCACGCGCGUGGUGGAUGCGCACACGGGCAACGUGCUGCCACUGCCUGCGCUGGCGGACCUGUGUGAACAGCACGGCAUAUCGACAGAUGCACCGCUGACAGCCGCCUCCUUGCUAGACAGGCUGGCUGCACACUUUAUUGAGCCGCUCUGCGUGCAGCCCACGUUUGUGUACGGCCACCCAACGUGCCUCUCUCCGCUCGCGAAGCAGUCGCAGACACAGGCGGGCAUUUCGGAUCGCUUUGAGCUCUACAUUGAUGGCAAGGAGAUUGUCAACGCAUACAACGAGUUGAAUGACCCAGAUGAGCAGCGCAGCCGCUUCAGGGAACAGGAGGCGGAGCGCGCCGCUGGUGACGAUGAAGCGCAGGUACCGGACGAGGACUUUUGCCGCGCGCUGGAAUAUGGGCUGCCACCAACUGUCGGGUGGGGGAUGGGCAUUGACAGGCUCAUCAUGCUGCUCACAGACACAGGCAACAUCAGAGACGUGAUUGCCUUUCCAAUGAAAGCAUAG